CUGUCUUCUGUUCGAGCCUUAGGGUAGUGUUCCUGUUGUCUGCUACAAAUGUUGUCGAGUUACAGGUUUGUUAGUAAACUUGGUAACCUGACAUUUAAUGGAUUUGUACUUUUAUAAUUUAUUAUAAAUAUUUCGUUUUUCCGUCCACACUGUUCAAAAUUCAGAUAAUACAGAUUGCUGAGAAUGAAGCUGUCAGCGCUAGAUGAGUAUCGAACAGUCGAGUUCAUUCACCAUAACACUGCCAUCCAGACUCACAUCAUGGAACAUUUUUGCCAGUGUCGUGCAAGCAAGCGUUUCAUUGACCUAGAGGUAGAAGUCCAGGGUGUUAUCUUCCCUUGCCACAAACUACUACUGGAUUCAUUCUGCCCAUACUUUGCUGCUAGUUUUUCUUUCCAUGAAGAAAGUUUGAAAGCUAGUGGCAUGGAAAAUGGAGCAGAGGAGCAGUUGAGAGAAUGGUAUUAUCUUAUGAAUGGAGUGACUGUAGCAGGUUUUUCAAGAUUGCUGGAUUAUAUGUACACUUCAGAACUUCAGGUGAAUGUAGAGGAUGUCAUCGAUGUACUUCGCUGUGCUGAUUUCUUGCAGUUCAGGAAUGUAGUUCAGUUGUGCAGUGGUUUCAUGCAACAGCACAUUACUGCAGAAACAUGUCUACAGGUCCUUUUUUUAGCUCAGGCUCACGACUUGCAGGACCUUUAUGAGAAGGCCUUGACAUUUAUCACCACAAAUCUAAGUGAUGUAAUUCAUCAGAGUGAAUUUGGUAAUCUUUCCUCUGAAAAUCUGAUAAAAAUUAUCAGCAACUCUAAUCUUGAGGUUUCUUCAGAAGCUCUAGUGAUUCAGGCUGUCCUAACAUGGGUUAAAGCCAGCAACACUGAGCAAAUAUCUCUUCUUCCUGACUUGUUGAAAUAUGCCAGAAUACGUCCAGUUGAUCUACAAGAACUGAAAAAAAUGUAUUUCUCAGAAGAUACAAAAAUAAUAUCUAUGCAAGACAUAGUAUCUCCUCAAUACCUCUGGAAUAUGUUUUCAAAGGACAUCGCCAUCUCAUCCCUUCCUGACAGAUUGACAGAAGUUUUGGUCAUAGUGAGUAGAGAGACUGAAAGAAAACACCGAGGUGUGGUAAAAGAUCUUUCCACUGUUUACUUCUAUGACCCAGAAGCUCUGCGAUGGGAGAAAAUGACAAAAUUACCUUUUGACAAUCGACAUUUCUACACAGCUGCUGUGCUUAACAAUAUAUUGUAUCUCACGGGUGGUCUCAGCAUAGACUCUCAUGAUAUCAACUGUACAAAAAUUGUGUUCAAUGAUUGCUGGAGUUACAACCCUUCUGCAGAGGGGUGGACAGAAAGGCAAUCGAUGCUGAUCCCAAGGUAUAAUCACAGCUCAUCUGCAAUGCAAGGCAAACUGUAUGUUGUUGGUGGUCGAGCUGCCUCAACUGGUUUAAACCUGCGUGGUGAUGGAGAGGCAUAUGACCCACAUGCUGACCAGUGGACCAUGAUCUCACCACUACGCUGUGUGAGUGGAAUAGGCAAUGCAGCUUUGACAGCACUAGAUGGUAAGCUAUACAUCUGUGGUGGUACAUACAGCUACCUGGACAGACGCAAUGAAAUAAACUUUGACUCCUAUUUGGGUGCUCAAGUUUAUGACCCUGAAGAGGAUCUGUGGCAUGAACUGCUGGUCCUGGAACACGAAAUUACAAAGAAUAACAUCCGGGUUAGUUCAGGUGAUAUGCUGGCUGUGGAUGGCUUUCUUCUUCUGCUGGAUGACGACGUAGGAAAGUCUCACUACAUCUACAAUCCUGUGUCACGGUCUGUCAGUAGCUUGGUCAGAGCUCAUGGACAUCAUCGGUUUGCUGGCUGGGCAGUGUAUAAGGGAUGUCUUGUGUGCACAGGAGGGUAGAGGAUGAGCGUUUUGGCAUGACAGACAUGGUGCAUGCAUGGGAUAUGGCUGACAGACAUCAUGGCUGGAGUAUGAUGCCACCAUUGCCCAGCUCUUUGUCACAUCACGCUUGUUUGAUCAUGCACAUUCAUCUACUAAGAGUGGACACUACAGGUCAAUAUAACCCUUAGAUUUUUGACUGCAGUGAUGUUCAUGUUUGAAAUUGUUUAUUCUUUUGGUCCAAAUGAAUGAAACUUUUCUUAACAUGAUAUUUUGUUAAUGCAUCUUUUUAAAAUCAACUUAAAUUCUUUCAGUUGUGCUGUGAUUUUAAUUGGUUGCUUCAUUUGUUUUUAAAUUUUGAAAUCCCUGUUAAUUUUUUUUUUCCAGUCUGUGAUAAAUCUCAGUGUUGACUUAAAUGUUUUGUUUUUGAAUGUAUGGCUCUUUACCUUUUCCAAAUACAUUUUGCUGAGAAUAUUCUUAAAUGAACAUUUUUGACUGACAUGAUAAUCUCAUCUUAUGAUAAGCUUAUGUAUGAUUGCUUUUCCCUUACAGUGAGAGGGAGCAUGUUCAGGAACAUUUCUUUAAUUUAAAACUGAUGAAAGAGUUUUUGCUGCAGUGAUAAUUUUUUUACAUUACUUUUAAUCACUAAGAAUAAAAAGUUUUACUUGAAGAGUGUUUCAGAUUAACAGCUUGUGCCUUUUAUUUAGAGGUUUAACUAAGAAGAUAUACAGCUUAUUUUAAGCAGAAAGAGAAACACAUAAACAUGGGAGUUGCUGAUUUGUAUGCUGCUGUUUACAAUACUUCAAAAUAAAUUUUAUUGAGAAGUUA
Pomacea canaliculata is the source of this 2694-nucleotide messenger RNA. RefSeq names its product kelch-like protein 25. Gene Ontology annotation, molecular function: protein binding. NCBI's taxonomy places the organism in Eukaryota, Metazoa, Mollusca, Gastropoda, Architaenioglossa, Ampullariidae. The coding region runs from base 184 to 1887 and encodes 567 amino acids. The transcript is spliced from 6 exons. The record is from RefSeq and is a predicted model, not a curated record.